CGCUGUCUCCAGGCUCUCAGCGGCUCCGAGCGCGGCCGGGCAGGCGGCGGUGCGGAGAGGCCGCGGCUGGAGGCAGUGAUUCCCCAAGGUUUCAGAAUAAAGCAAAGAGGAGCUGCCAGUCAAGAGUUCUGUCAUGACUGCUAAUCCAUCUAAGAGACUUGCCUGGAGCGACUCAGUUGCCUUUGAUUCAAAGCACAGGCAAGACCCUGAAGAUUUCCACAAGGUCCACAAGAAGAAAUCAAAAGAGAAGAAAAAGAGUCUGGAAGUUGGUCAGUGGAGAGCAGAUGUACAGUCCCUUGUUUCUUCUUCUGAAUGGCUUCAGCGUUAUGGUCUCAAAAGAAACAAAUUGUCCCUGUCCCAGAUUUUAUCCCAGAUUGGAUUCCAGCACAGGAAAGAUUAUGUGACCACCUUGGGGAAACCUGUGGCUUCUCGAUAUGCAGAUGGUCUGUUUCCUCAGUACAAGAGAGCACAAGAUGGCAGCGUGUAUAAUCUGACAGCCAAAAAAGAACUGAUUCUUCAUUUUGUGGAUUGUCUAAUUGGAGCUAUUGAGCUGUAUGAGCAGCGAAUGGAAUGGUUAACCAGUGAGAGCCGGCAGAUAUUUGGAGUGAUUCAAGAACAGUGCAUUGUCAUUGUGAUGGAUUUUGGCACUGCAGCUCCAACUGAAUUUGAUCUAUGUCGGGAUGCACUUUCUAUGGUGCUUGUGGAACAGGUGAUACAAAUUUCCAGAUUCAACCUCAUUCGGGCUGCUCAGGAUCUCACGAAGUGGCAGCAGAAAUGCACUCCUGUGUCUGAGCGUGCUGUAAAGUCUGCAGUUCGAUGGCUCUGGAGGCUGGAGCGUAUGACAGCUGUCAGCCACAGCAGCUCUGCUGAAGCUCUGCUGGAAGCCAUGGCUGAUGAAGCGGUUGAAGCUGUUUAUUACUUUGCUGUCGGGGAUGUUCCAGUGAACACAAAGCAGCUACUCCUUGAGAAAAUUUCAGAUGUCUCCUGUCCAAUCAACAUGGUGUCUUUCAAUGCUAGGGAAGAUGAAACUAUUAUUUUUCUGAAGGAGUUGAGCCACUUGGCCUCUGGCAGAUUCCAUGCUUUUGCUGAGAAGAAUAACUGUAGAGAUGCUACUGGACCUGCACUAAAAUAUGAAGAGGAUGGAAAAGGAUUAAUUGCCCUGAACUCUGGAAAAGUGAAAGGGAGAAGGCCACUAGUGGCUGGUGUCUGUGAAGAUGUGUUUUUGAUCUGGAAAGAGCUGGAGGAAGCCAAGAGUACAGUGACACAAGUUCAGGAAAUCUUAUCAGAAUCUGACCAAUCUGCUUCUCAAGAUGACAAAGGUGAUCUUCCAUUAUCAAAACAUGUAACUGAUGAAUAUUUGACUUCUGAGAAGUGGUUGCAGACGUAUGGCUUGAAAGCUCAGAAGCUCACACUGUAUGAUGCACUUGCUGAUAGUGUUUUCCACCAUGUAGAUGGGCCUGUUGGCAUAAACACUAAACCAGAGGAUGAAUGUUCACAAACUGAUGCUGAGACAAAAAGAAAGAUAAUUCAUGCAAGAUACUGUGACAAAUUUGUACAUACCCUCUGGAAAGACGGAUCUGUAGUUCAUGUAUAUGUUACUGCAGAAAAGUAUAAGCAGUACAAAGAGAAAAUGAGGACAGCUCUCAGACAAGUGGAAGGAAGGAUUAAGUGGCUUCAGCAAGGAAGCAGAGGGCUUUUUGGGAAUGUGUUUGAAGAUGAUAUCUGUAUUCUUAUUGAUACAUCCCAGUCUAUGAAAAACAAGCUGCCACUAGUGAAGGAAAAAAUAUUUCAGCUAAUGCAGGAGCAACUGAGACACAAGAAGAGAUUUAACUUUGUGAAAUUUAGUGCCCAAGCAGUGGCAUGGCAAGAGAAACUUGUUGAGGUUAAUGAGGAAAAUUUGCAAGAUGCUUGGCUUUGGAUUAAAGGGCUUGAGGUUGGAAGUUCCACAAAUACACUCAAAGCUCUCCAGAUUGCUCUUGCUGAUACUGACACUCAGGCUAUUUAUCUCUUGACUGAUGGGAGACCUGACCAGCCCCCCCAGAUAAUUUUGGCUGAAGUCCAACUUCACUGUAAAAUUCCCAUCCAUACUGUAUCCUUCAACUGUGAUGAUAUAGAAGCCAAUACAUUUUUGUAUGAUCUAUCUACUACAACACAGGGACGGUUUCAUUAUUACAACAUUUAUUUGAGUGAUCCUGAUACUCCAGAGUUUGUUUUUAAUAAAGACAUAUAUCUUUUGAAAAGAGAAAUUGAUCAAGGAGAGAAAGAUCUAGAGAAAGUGAAGACCUUUCAUGAGAAAAGUCUGAUGAUGAAUUCUUAUAGUGAAGAAAAUUAUCCAGACAAUAAGAGUAGGCCGUGCUGUGCUUCAGAAGAGCCAUCAGUGCCAUCACAUGAGCAAACCAGGCAAAGCACCGCUGCCAGUCCAGCCCAAAGAAAGAAAGCAUUAUAUGCAGAUCAAACAAAGUCAAGUCUGCUGCAAUUCCUGAACCGUACUGUGAAAUUUAGGGAAGAAAGCCCAGAGGAAGGAGUGUCUCCAGAGGAAAAGAGUUUUUCUGUCAAAAAGGGUGUGAAAUGUACAACCAUUUUCAAAGGCAAGUUGACAGAACAAGAAGGUCUGACUGGGGAAGAUGAUUUGAAAAUGCAGACUGUGAAAGGGGCAUCUGAAAGCUCUCUAGAUGUCUCUUCAGCUCUUUGGUUAAAGACCCAUGGGUUGGCUGCUAGGAGACUCACCAUCAUGGAUGCAUUAGCUCCUACAACUGUCCUUCACAGUACAAAAUACAUCCCAGUUCUGGACAAGCAUGUGGUUUCUAAAGUAUUUGAUAAGAUGUUACCAUUGGCCCAUGUUAGCAGUGACAAGAAGGAGAUUGCACUAAUUAAUCCUUGGGCAGUGAAUCUUGAUGCCUAUAAAAAGAAGCUGGAACAAGCAAUUAUAUCCUAUGAGAGGCGCCUGAACCUAGUUAUUUGGAGAGCACUCUCUCAGGAGGAAAGAGACAAAUUUGAAGCAGACGGGCCAGUCCCAUAUAUACAGCAUAAAGAAACUUUGCUGGAGGCUUUAGAAAAUUUGGGAUGGCCAGUUUCCUAUGAAGAUGUAAAAUUGUUGGAAGAUGAGAUAUUGACAGCAUUAACAUAUAUACAACAAGCCUCUGAUCUUCAGGAAGCUGUCAAAAAGGAAAUUGAGAAAAGCUCAGUAUCAUACAUAAACAACAAUAAAAAGAGAUUUGAAGAAGAAAAUGGGAAGCUGAAGUCUAAGACAAGACAAAAACAUCAAAUAUUUGUAACUCACAAAAGCCAAAAGGUAAUUGCAAGAUCAGACAUCACAGGAUUUUAUUAUCCAGGAACUGUGAUAAAGAAUAUCAGUUCUACCUGUGCCCUUGUUGACUUCAGCAAUGGGGAGAGCUGUGAUGUCCUUGUCAAGUUCACUAUACCUGUGGGAGGUGCUAUGCCUUGCCCACAUCUGCAGGUUGGAGACUACGUGUUUGCCAGAACCGGGACACGGGCAGAAAAUGAAUGUUAUGUACCUGCCAUUGUCAUAGCAACACCACAGAGGGUGGAGACAGGUGACAAAUUCUACACCGUGCUGCUGUUCAACAAUAGAGAGGAACACUGUAUAAGAAGCGAGCUCAUUAAAAUCAGCCAAACCAAGUAUGCUUAUUCCUGUCAGUACAUAAGAACGAUGCAGACAGUGGAUUAUGAGGUCCUGGAUGCUAAGACUAAAAAGCCCUGCCCUCACUCAGCUGUGGAAGAUGAAGGAGGAGAACAAGCAAGAAAAAGUAUAGUGAAAGAAAAGAGGGGGAAAAAGAAAAAGAAGAGGACAACAGUAGACAAAAGGCAUCCCAGGGAGAUGAUGUCAAACUUGGAUAAUCUUGUCUCCAGAAGUGAAGUAAAACAGAGAGAAAGAAAUUCACUAUCUAGCAAUAAGGAAGAAUGUAAAGAUGUAGCUCUGAAAAAGUGUAAGGAAUUAAACAUUUGUGAGGGCUUUUAGCUAUUCCCAACACAAGGAACAGAUUUCUGCAUUUCUGGGUGUUAGCCAAGUUAGCUUUCCUGUGUCCUAUAUGAUGAAAUUUUUUUACCUCCUUUAGAAACUGUUCUUGACACUUUCUCAGUGUGUGUUUUCACAGCAGCAGCAAGAAAUGAAUAAAGCCCAUUCCAGAAUAUCCCACCUUAAUUUCCCUAACAGUUGUAGUAGCAGUGAGGAUGCAGUAAGACCAAACCUUAACACCUGCUUGUAAGCAGAGCAUUUAUUCCAGUCCCUCUACUGUUUGUUCUUUGUUAGACCAAAGUUAUGUCUAUAUUGUGGGUAUUAAAUGAUUGCACCUGUAGCUCAGUGCUUCAGAGGUUAAAUUGCUUUUGGUGUAUGAGCUGUCUCAAGCUGACAGCAGUACCUACUCCCUGUCACUCUGGAGCAGAGACUGGACUAGUGUAGGCCUGCCAUUAUAUGUAUUUCAGCUCUUCAUUUUCAAGAUCCUACUGUCAGUGGAAAGAUAACGGGAUUUUUAUCCAUAUUUGCUAGGUGUACCUCCUUGUAUCAUUUUAAAUAUGUUUUCAAUGGCCUCAUUAUUUAUUUACUUUCAGAAGUGAUGAGUUAUAAAUUCACUCAAUCAUCAUGUUUUCAAUCAACUUGAUUUAGCUCAUCUGAAUGUUCCUUCUGUGUUCUCUCUCAUCCUUUAAGGAUUGCCUGCAAGUUCCAUAUACAUUGCUUAUAGGGGGAAUUAUGGUCCCCAUUAUAUAAUGGGCAUUUUAAGAGUGGCCUGAUCAGAAUUAUAUGAGAGCAAAGGUGUUGGGCUUGUCCAGUGAAAAACCAUGGUUUCCAAAGGUGGGGCUACAUCGUUGGAAAUUCUCAGUUAUCCUAGACACUUUCCUCUUGGAUAUUUUGAGAUGCAGAUGCUGAGGAAAUGUGAAAUAAUCUUAAUGUGAUCAGCAAGUCCUGUAACUGAUUCCCUGCAGCUUGCAGGAAAGAUUACACCAGAGCAGUGGUUAUCUAUGCAUUUUAAUCCUUCCUAGAUUUAGCAAAUAAUCUCAUAGUAUUCUAACAAGGCUUCAAUGUCAUAUGCAGGUCAAACAUGCUGAAAAAGGUACCUUGUCCUCUUCUUGUGACACCAUAAAUAUUGAAUAUGUUUUUUUUUUUCCCUAAAGUUGAUUUUCAUUUACAUAUCCUUCUGUGUUUUGUCAGAAAGGGAAAAGUCAGAGCUGAUAAAGAUGUUAAGUAACACUGUAUGGUCAUCCUCACAUGGUUUAAUUAGAUACCUCUUUAUCCAAUCUCUCUACGUGACUGAAUAUUUAUCUUCUUUGGGUGUAGAUAGUUGCCCCAUUUUCAUACCAUGCAAAUGUUUCAGAGCACUCUGUGUAAGUUAUAUAAUUUUAUAAGUUAUAUCAAAUGUGCUGCCUGACCCCUGACACACACAUCUUUUUGAACUGUGCUAAUACUGGAUUUAAUUUUAAAGAUUAAGAAUAUGAAGAAAACAAAUUUGCCUGGCUAUUUUUUUCCCAUCUGCUCAACUUCCAAUCAAGUAUGAACUAUUAGUUUACACUUACUGCUUGGCAGUUCAAUAUGUGUUGAGCACCAGUGAGAUUCCCCUAUGCAGGUUAACACUUUUCCUUAGAAGUUGUCAUAUUUGAUUACAUUGAUGUGAGUAGGUGUUAAAUAACAUGGAUGAGGAGUUGGAAAGCCCUGCCAUUCUAAUUAAUUAUUUAGUUAGUCUCUGUGGACCAGGUAUUAAAAAUAUCAGGUGUCUGACAAUGGACUUUGCCUUCAUGGAGUUUUUGUAGUGCUGAAAUAAGGCUGGAUAUUCAAGUCAGGAGCCUAAACUACACAAGUAAGGUAAAACACCCUGUUUUCCUCUUCAGACUCCUGUAUCACUCUGAAGUCUCAAAUAUUGCCUUUCAUAUGCUGGACACACCAGUGUUCAUCAGAGUGAUCCCUUUCCAGGUUUUCCUAAUUACUUCAUUAUUUCUGCACUGUUUAUAUCAAAGGCAGAUUUUUUUUCCA
This is a messenger RNA of Zonotrichia leucophrys gambelii, 5983 nucleotides long. It is a transcript of the gene VWA3B, whose product is annotated as von Willebrand factor A domain containing 3B. Lineage: Eukaryota; Metazoa; Chordata; Aves; Passeriformes; Passerellidae. The record is from RefSeq and is a predicted model, not a curated record.